AUGGAACCUCUUCUAGUCAGUGAAGUGCAAUUGUAUCAGGAGAAGAUUAUUGGAAAGGUGAGAGGGGGAUUAGAUUGAUAAUUUUGUAAGGAAUUUUGUUGAUUGUGAUAGUUUGAAGAGAGGGAUUUCGAAAAAUAAAGAAAAAUGCUAAUUCUUGAGAAUUAAAAAAAAAAUAUUUUGCACAAAUGUAGAAUUUGAACUUCUGAAAAUUUUGAAAUGAAAAAAAGUUGCUAUUUCGAGUCUGGAAUUCAACUAAUAUUGUUGUAGAUAUCCAUUUCAAAAAACAUUUUCAAACAUUUAUUCUGACUAAAUUUAGUUUCAGUUUUAUCUGAAAACUAUUCCUAAAAUUUAUCAUGAUCCAGAAAUUUUCUAGAAAUGGAAGCUUUAUGUCGCCGCAUUUUUCGAUGAAAAUCAACUCGGAAAAGCGAGAAUCGAACUUUAUCAAUCAGAAAGUAAGAUGAAAAUCCUCGAUGUUUCUCGAAUCAUCAUGCUCGAACACUGUAUUUCACUCCGCCCGGCCAAAACUGAAAACGGAAUUUCAUUUGUGAAACUACAAUUUCGAGAUGAAUCAAGUAUUCAAUUAUCAUGUGAUGAUUUGCCAAGAUGUAUCGAUGCGUUAAGUGCAAUCUGUUUUCCAAAAAAGGUAAUACCUAUCUAGCUCUGAAAAAUAACAAUAGUUUAUCCUGUUCAGUAUGUCACAAUUGCCCCAAGCACUUCUCUCGAUUCGCCAAGCGUUGAAGAUGAAUUUUUCGAAUUUCGUAAGUCAUUUGAUUUAUUUUCAAAAAAUAAUGGGAAUUUUCAGCCGAUUCAUAUCCGGUUUUGAAACUGAAAAGAAAUCAAAACGGGCGAGAGAUGAGCGAAGGUUUUUAUACGUUGACAUUUUCCGACAGUUUACAUUUGAAUGGAGAAAAUGGCGAACAAUGUAUACCAUAUUCGACUAUUGUUUGGUUAGUUAAAGGGAAUUUCGAGAAUUUUCGGGAUGAAUUGAGAAGUUUUGAAUUCCAUAAUUGUAAUUUUCAGGAUUGCUACUGGUGAACAUUGUGUUGGUUUUGAAGUGGAAAAUCUUGGAGUAUUCGAAUUUGCUUCAGGAGAUGGAUUGCUCAUAGUAGAGCAUUUCAGAAGUUUCCUUCGUUUCACUUGCAAUUUCUCUACCCCUGAUAUCAAGACUGUUUGUCGAUUUAAUCGAUAUUUCCAUCCAAAUCGUCAAGAAAUCGGAACAAUGUCUAACAACUCGACAAUGGAAUCUGUAGAUUCUGGAGGUGUUUAUUCAAAAAUUGUCACCUCUGCCGACACAUCAGUUUCAAGUUUGCAAUUAAAUGAAUCGGAAUUUGUGAACAAUGUGGUGAAAAAUGAAUUGCGAAGAAAUGCGUCAGCUGAAAUGUUGCGCCAUAAAAUCUCAUUCUUGCAAAAAAAGAAGAAUGAAUCAAGGACGGAUUUUGAGGAGAAUGCCGAGACCGAUUUUGUGAGGUGAGUCAAUAUUUGGUGAGGUUUCAAUUAUGUCGAGGACAUUGAUAGAACUCCCAAUGUUUUAUGAUCACAGUGUUUUGUAAGAGGGGAGAUAAAAAUUUUUUGCAAGGAUUAUUUGGGAAAGAUACUCAAUAUUGAAGUUGGAAAACGCUUAAUUUUAGGUUAAAAUUUUUUUUUUUAAUUUAAAAAAAUAUGAAAAAAGUUUCACAGCUUCCGAAAGCUUUAUGUUUGGCUUCCAGAAAAUCCCGUCAACUUUUUUCAAUAAUAUUUUUCCAGACUUCAAAUUCCCAAAUCAAUUCUCUCUGAACAAAACCGUUUCCCAUCCAACAAAAAUGUGUCUUUUGAAGAACCUGUAAGUUUUCUACGCCACAUUUCAACCUUUCUCAACUCAAAUUUCAAUUUCUUUCAGAAAUUAGUCCCACGACAAACCGAUAUUUAA
Caenorhabditis angaria is the source of this 1906-nucleotide messenger RNA. The record is from the annotation of a GenBank genome assembly. NCBI's taxonomy places the organism in Eukaryota, Metazoa, Nematoda, Chromadorea, Rhabditida, Rhabditidae.